AUGGUGAUGGCGGCCAUAGACGAAGCCAUUCAUGGACUUGAUGGCGUCCUAACUUACCGGGAUGAUGCCAUUGUUUUUGGUGCAACGAAAGCCGAACAUGACAAACGCCUCACUAAUCUCCUGGAACGUUUCACCCAGAAGAACGUGCCGAUUCGUGCUUCCAAGUGCAUGUUCAGUUCUCCAGAAUUGGAGUUCAUGGGCUUCACAGUUGAUGAAAAAGGCUAUCACCCUGAUACAAGUCGCUUUCGUCCACUGACUGAACUGGAGUCACCAAGAGACAAAAACCAACUCAGAUUCAUCAUGGGAUGCCUCAAAUACUAUUCGCGUUUCAUCCCUAACUUCGCCACAAAAGUUCAACCGCUGUUUGCCUCCCAGUCAAGUGCAGACUGGAAAUGGAUGGCCGAGUGUGAACGAAUUCUGCAUGAAACCAUACAGAUGAUAACAAACCGACCGGUUAUCGCCUCGUUCUCUCCGACGAAACGUUCAACUCUGAUCACGGACGCAUUAGACGUGGGCAUUGGUGCUUUACUCCAACAAGAUGGAUGUCCGAUUAUCUGCAUUUCUCGUCUACUGAAUGCAGCAGAACGAGGAUAUUCGCAAGCGCAGAAAGAAGCGUUGGCUGUCUACUGGGCCUUCAGGCCAGGUCAGGUCACAGGACUUGCGGCUGAUGCCAAUUUGAGUCCAGGUUCUUUCACCGAAAGCGUAUCUUUUGCCUACAUGUGCUUCGAGGAUCCUUUGCGAGGCGACUUUUGGGCCCGUCGGUGCCAACUUGGGCAACUUUCCGGUUCAGGUGCUACUUCUGCAGCUGAUACAGUUUAA
Messenger RNA from Echinostoma caproni, 819 nucleotides. The record is from the annotation of a GenBank genome assembly. Lineage: Eukaryota; Metazoa; Platyhelminthes; Trematoda; Plagiorchiida; Echinostomatidae.